AUGCUUGGGGUAAUUGUAAGAAACGCCCUCCAGAGAAGCAAAUACCACAUUACUGCCCGUUUGAGGCGCCCCCACAUAAGGGUCCCACAAUUUAGCAGCCAAAAUAACGCCCCCUUGACCAUUGAAAAGGACCACUUUUACAUUAACCCAUUAAGGAAAUUAACCUGUAUAGGAUGUGGGGAGUUCCUCCAAACCACAGAUGAAAGAAAAUCAGGGUUCGUACCCUUUAGUGUGUACGAAAAGUAUAGCAAUGGGCGAAUAAAGUUCUACACCAAAGUGAAGGGGGAGGAAGUGAGUUCAGUUCCUGAUGGGGUAAAGGUCGAUGUAAAUAAUUUUCCAAGUUUUCGAGUCAAGACGAAAAUUAUUCUUUGCAAAAGGUGCUACAGGCUACAACAUUAUAAAUGUACCAACGCACAAUGUGAGGUGGACACUAAGAGGAUUGAGAAUAUUAUCAAGUGCAGGACGCAGCUGCAGGAGGAGAUGAAGCGUCGGCGUAAAGGGGGGGCCACCCCAAUAGGGACGUCAUCCUGCGUACAAACUGAACCGGAUCAACAUGCAUCCAUGGGCAGUACCCCUGCAUGUCCUACCAACCCCACAGUGGAACAUUCUAACGAAAGGGAAAUGGCCCCUGUUUGUGAAGGCGCUUCUCUAAAUAGAGACCUUCACGAGGGUGUACCCUACGGAGGUGAUUCCCCGCACCAUAUGAACAACCCAAACGAAACCACGAGUGAUAAAAAUGAAAUGAACAAAUUGUUGGAACAGGUUGUGCGUGGAAGGAAGCAUCAACGAGGGGGGUUGGCACAUAGGCAGGGAGCGCAAAAAGGGGGAAGCAGAGGGGAGGGGAAUGGCCCAAAUGAUCGCUUCUGCACGCAAGUUGAUGAAGGAAGGAAAACGCAGAGCAGCAUAACGGAUGAAGCGGGGAGAGAAGUUCGAACUGAAGUGGACGAUGGAGGAGUGGCGUCGACGAAUGAAAAGUGCUACUACGACCCAUCGUACAGUAUCGACCAGAGGAGCGUAAACAUUUAUGAAAAAAAAGAUAUCCUAAAAAAAAGAAACGACAUGAAAAAGUUGGAUGUGGAAAAAAUGGAGGUAAGCACAGCCAAGUAUAUUCAAGGAGACAGAAAUGAAGUUAUGAAUAACUUGAUAAAAAAAAUGAAAAGGAAAUCUCUCGUUCUAUACCUAAUCGAUAUAACAAAUAUUGAAAAUACCAUCCUGCCAGAGCUAUACAUAGCUUGUAAAAAUAAAGACAUAAACAUCAUAUGGCUAGUUAAUAAAGUGGACUGUCUACCCAAGUCUACAAAUUUGGAAAUAGUAAAAAUAUGGUUUCGAAAUUUAGUAAGGCAAAUAAAAAAUGCACAUAUAAAUGAUUUAAUAUUUAUUUCAGCUUUAAAUUUUUACAAUCUUAACAUGUUAGAAGAAAGAAUGAAAUAUUAUGUGGAUUUAGAAAAAGGAACAGACAUUUAUAUAGUCGGUUGUGUAAAUGUAGGCAAGUCAUCAUUUGUGAAUUCUUUCUUAAAAUAUAUAAAUUAUAAACAUUUGGGCGAUAUAUAUAGUAAGAGAAAAAAAGGAGGAGUAACGACAUCGAAUAUUCCUUACACUACUUUAAAUUAUAACACUUUUCAAUUAAAAAAAAAUAUUAAAAUAAUUGACACUAUUGGGAUCCCUACGAAAUAUCAGUACUCUUCCAUUCUGUACAAAGAUAUCGACUUAAACAGUAUUUGUAUAAACAAAAAAAUUCAAGCCUUCACAUAUAAGUUGAAAGAAAAUUCCUCUAUCAUAUUAGGCAGUUUAUGUUAUAUCAAUUUACUAUAUGGUUCAUUCGCUUUAGUGACUUUUUACAUUUCCAAUAAGGUUACUAUUCACAUGUGCAGGAGUGAAAAAGUGGAAGAUUUGUUGGAGAAGAAAAAAUGUUCCUUCCUUUACCCUCCUCAUGUUAAAUCAGAUUUUGAUCUCCUCAAACCUUUCGUUAAACAUACAGUUAAGGUGUUUGGUAAAGACUUGGAAAGCGUGGACGAUAUUGUCAUAUCGGACUUGUGCUGGUUCUCUGUUAGUGGAAGAGGGGUUAAGGUGUUCGAAAUAUAUGCACCCAAAAAUGUGAAAAUAUAUCGCAGACCCUCCAUGAUUACAGAUGCCGUGAAGCACACACAGGUGGAUGUGUUCAAAUAUAAGUCGUAUCGAGGGAGGACCGCCAAGGUGCUGCGGAAGAAGAAGAAACUGAUUGAGGAGCUAGAUAGGCAAAACCCUGGCCGCCGCGAACAAAUGAAGAGCAUCACCCUGCAGGGGGAGCUCGCACAGAUGCGCAACUUGGGCACCUUCCACGAUGUGUCGGUCGAUGCGUCAAGCGAUAUGCCCAGCGAUCUGUCAAGCAGUGCGGUCGCAUCCCCGUCGGGCACAACACCAAUCGCUCCGCUCAUUGCAGACAAGAGCGACAUAGAAAGCAUCACCCAUUAUUUGUAA
This is a messenger RNA of Plasmodium fragile, 2457 nucleotides long. RefSeq lists its product as uncharacterized. The transcript has a single exon. Lineage: Eukaryota; Apicomplexa; Aconoidasida; Haemosporida; Plasmodiidae. Gene Ontology annotation, cellular component: mitochondrion. Gene Ontology annotation, molecular function: GTP binding. The record is from RefSeq and is a predicted model, not a curated record. The coding region runs from base 1 to 2457 and encodes 818 amino acids.